AUGCCGCUCCCCUCACUUCCUAUAUUCUUGGCAGCUCAGCAGCACUCGCGCAGCGACCCUAGCAAAAUUGCUGUCAUUGACACCACCAAGCAGCAAUCCUUCACAUUUACACAGCUUCUAGAAGAUGUCGAUACUCUGCGAAAGAAGAUUCUUGAUCUUCUAGGAUUAACGGUAGAUCUAGACGAGCGGCGCAUUGCGUUCCUAGUCCCCAGUGGAUACGACUACGUUGUUACACAAUGGGCUAUCUGGGCAUCUGGCGGCGUGUGUGUACCUCUUUGUACAAGUCACCCAGUCAAGGAGCUUCUAUACGCAAUUGGCGACUCGGAUCCGUCACUACUUAUUAUUCACCCAACAUUCGAGAAAAUAGGGCCAUCCUUACGCGAGGGUAUCAAGGCCGAGCUUCCAUUCAUGGGACUUGAUCCAAUUAACACCAACGAUUCACUCACUCUACCCACAUUCUCGCCUUCGUUCUCUCUCGACCGUCGCGCCCUAAUCAUCUAUACAUCUGGAACAACGGGCAAUCCUAAAGGAGGCGUGUCUACCCAUGAAAACAUCACAUUCCAAGCAUCUUCUCUCGUCAAGGCUUGGGAAUAUAGCUCGUCAGACCAUUUGAUUCAUGUGCUUCCACUCCACCACGUCCAUGGUAUUAUCAACGGCUUGACGGCAAGUCUUCUCAGCGGCGCAACGGUCGAAAUGCACCCGAAGUUUGAUCCAAAGGUUGUCUGGGAGCGGUGGUCUGAUGCUGGCUCUUCUACUUUGUUCAUGGCUGUGCCGACAGUGUACUCCCGUCUAAACGACUACUUCAAUGCCCACAUCCGCGGUACAAGCAACGAAGAAGCUGCUCGAACUGGUGCGCGCAGCCUGCGUCUGCUUGUCAGUGGGUCAGCGGCCCUGCCAACACCCAUCAAGACUGAAUUCGCUGAAAUCACCGGGCAGAUUCUACUGGAACGCUAUGGGAUGACUGAGAUUGGUAUGGCGCUUAGUUGUGGGUUGGAUCUAGACAAACGCGUCGAUGGAAGUGUUGGUUGGCCGCUCCCUGAAGUGCAGGUCCGUUUGACGGAGAAAGAGACCGGCCGUGUCAUUGAUGGAAUCGAUGAAGAUGGCAUGAUUGAAAUCAAGGGUGGCAACGUGUUCCGAGAAUAUUGGCGCAAACCCGAGGCUACAGCGGCAGAAUUUACGGACGACGGAUGGUUUAAGACUGGCGAUGUGGCAAGACGGGACUCUACGGGCGCUUAUUUCAUUCAAGGGCGUGCAUCUGUUGAUUUGAUUAAGUCUGGUGGAUAUAAGAUAUCCGCUUUGGAUGUGGAGCGCAAGAUGCUCUCGUUAAAAUGCAUUCAAGAGGUUGCUGUUGUUGGACUUGCGGAUCAGGAAUGGGGCCAACGAGUGGCUGCAGUGGUCAAGUUCCGUGAAGGGACUGCGCCGCUGGAAUUGCCUGAGUUGCGUGCCAAACUGAAGAGUGAAAUGGCUACAUACAAGGUCCCGACGGUUUUGAAGGUUGUCGAUGGCAUUGAGCGCAAUGCGAUGGGCAAGGUGAACAAGAAGGUCAUUAUUCAGAAGUAUUGGCCGGAACUUGUCUGA
Molecule: messenger RNA, 1578 nt
Organism: Penicillium taxi
Lineage: Eukaryota; Fungi; Ascomycota; Eurotiomycetes; Eurotiales; Aspergillaceae
Product: acyl-CoA synthetase
Exons: 3
Coding region: 1-1578 (525 amino acids)
Biological process (GO): fatty acid metabolic process
Molecular function (GO): medium-chain fatty acid-CoA ligase activity
Source: RefSeq, a predicted model, not a curated record